AUGGGGCUCCCCCCUGACGCCGAUAUCUACCCAACUGCAACCGGCCUGGCCAAGAAGGUUGUAGACAGGCAUUCUCGCGAACAGCCACUUAAGCUAUACGCAGCCUGGUUUUGCCCAACACCAGAUCGUUCUUCAUACGUGCAACGAGUAUGGGUUGUCCUUGAGGAGAAAAAUAUCCCGUAUCAAUAUAUUGAAGUGAAUCCUUAUAAGAAACCGGCCUCGCUUCUUUCACUGAACCCACGAGGCUUGGUACCGACACUUGUCUGUCCAACGCUCCGGCCGGAUGGGUCAACGGCUGCUAAGCCCUUGUAUGAAUCUCCUGUGAUCAAUGAGUUUCUUGAAGAUGCAUUUACCGACCCAGAGCGACCAUUGCAUCCGGCAGACCCGUUUCAAAAGGCAAGAGGGCGCAUUUGGAUUGAUUAUGUGACCUCGCGAAUCACCCCGUCUUUUUAUCGUUUCUUACAAUACCAAGGUGAUGAUGAGGGGUUGAAUAAAGCAAGGGAGGAAUUUAUAGGCCACUUGAAAGAGUUCACGCUUGCAAUGGAUGAGAUUGGUCCGUUCUUCCAUGGAAAGGAAUUCAUGCUACCGGAUAUAAUGCUUGCACCACUAGCAAUUAGGCUAUGGGUCCUUAACCAUUUUAAGAAAGGCGGCCUGGGGGUGCCGGCUCCUGGAGAAGGAGGGGAGGAUGAAAUUAUUUGGAAUAGGUGGAGAUUGUGGAUGGCAGAAGUUGAGACAAGGAAGAGUGUAGUCUCGACGACAAGUGAUAAAGAACAUUCUAUUCCUAUUUUUAAGCGAUAUGCAGACGAUGUGGCCCAGAGUGAACUAGCAAAGGCAACAAGAGCUGGAAAGGGGUUCGUACCUUAA
Molecule: messenger RNA, 864 nt
Organism: Microsporum canis CBS 113480
Lineage: Eukaryota; Fungi; Ascomycota; Eurotiomycetes; Onygenales; Arthrodermataceae
Exons: 3
Coding region: 1-864 (287 amino acids)
Cellular component (GO): cytoplasm
Source: RefSeq, a predicted model, not a curated record